Messenger RNA from Sclerotinia sclerotiorum 1980 UF-70, 120 nucleotides. RefSeq lists its product with no specific name. The record is from RefSeq and is a predicted model, not a curated record. NCBI's taxonomy places the organism in Eukaryota, Fungi, Ascomycota, Leotiomycetes, Helotiales, Sclerotiniaceae. Bases 1 to 120 code for a protein of 39 amino acids. The transcript has a single exon.
AUGGAUAUGAUGAUAGAUGUGAGGAUAUUUCAAGUGUCAAUCGAAGAAAUGGUGUGUAGGUUUGAUCGAAGUUGUCAAGUUGAGAUGGAGAAUGGGAUGAAGGGUAAGAAGGCUAGCUGA